Molecule: messenger RNA, 2636 nt
Organism: Saprolegnia parasitica CBS 223.65
Lineage: Eukaryota; Oomycota; Saprolegniomycetes; Saprolegniales; Saprolegniaceae
Product: TKL/DRK protein kinase
Exons: 16
Coding region: 1-2622 (873 amino acids)
Biological process (GO): protein phosphorylation
Molecular function (GO): ATP binding; protein kinase activity
Source: RefSeq, a predicted model, not a curated record
AUGCUGGCGCGCCGAAGCAUGGUCGAGCCCGCUGCACCAUCGCCGCCAAAGUCGCCGCACCGGCGCCGGGGCAACUCGGUGCAAAGCGUGGACUCGCUGGUCGACGCGAUGAAGGCCAAGCAGAUCGCCAAGCCGCACCUCUCCAUCUUGACCGAGUUCAUCACAAUGAGCCCGAUCUCACUGCGCUUCAGCCGCGCCAGCAUCGAAAAGAGCUUCCUCCUCGAGCACGGAAAGAAGUACGCGGCGCGGUACCGGCCGCUCAUGGCCACUAUCUGCGGCUUUAUGAGCCUCGCCGGUGCCGUCGAGUGCCAUAGCGGCAAGGCGACGCUUGGCGGUCUCAAGCUCGCAGUCGCGGCUAUCGCUGGCGGCCUCGCUCUCGUUGCCAAGCAUAUCUUUGACCGCCGAUCGCUGCUCGUGCCUGUCUCGGGUGGUGUCGUCGUCGCCGUCUAUGUCUGUCAGAUCCUCGACGAAGGCGCAGACGCGGCCCUCUUCUUGACCGCGAAACGAGGGGGCGUCGGGCUCGUCUUCCUCCUCUACGUAGCCGUGGGCAUUGGCAUUGGUAUGCGCUUCUUGGCGUCGGUGCAGAUCUCGUUUGUGCUCACGCUGCUCGCGCUCAUCAACCUGUGGGUGUCGGCCGUGCCCACGCCGCGAAAAGACCAAGUCGAGUCGACCCUUUACGUUGUGCUCGGCUUUGUGUUUUUCCAUUUUGCCAUGAUUCGGCAAAUCGAAAUUCAUGAGCGCCGCGAGUUUCGCUUGAUCAAACGCCUCACGGCCGAGAACGUCCAAGUGCAAAUGCAAAUGGAGAAUUUCUCCUUGUUUGCCCACGGCAUCAACGAUUCCCCACGCGCCAAGUCGGCGCUGGUCUCGCCCGGUGGGCUCUUCUCACCGACCAACAAGAUUCACGCCAACGACGUCGAGCUCUUUGACACGAUUGGAUGUGGUGCCCACGGCGAAGUCGUGCGUGGCAAGUUCAAGUCGACCAUCGUAGCGGUCAAAACCAUCAAGGGCGAGGUCAAGGACGAGUACAUUCGCGAGAUGGGCGUCGAGUCGACGCUCAUGGCGGACUUGCGGCACCCCAACAUUGUCAUGUUUAUGGGCAUGUGUCUCUUCCCGCCCAUGAUCUUGAUGGAAUACUGCUCGCGCGGCUCUGUCUUUGACGUCCUCCACGUCAAGUGCAUCUCGUUGGAUUGGAGCCUUCUUUUGCGCAUCCUCUUGGAUGCCAGCCAAGGCAUGGCCUUCUUGCACCAGUACAAACCGCCGAUCAUCCACCAUGACCUCAAGAGCCUCAAUAUGCUACUGGACCCGAAUUGGCGCUGCAAGGUCUCGGACUUUGGCCUCAGCCGCUUCAAGAAGAAGCACAUGAUGGACUCGCAGCACACAAUGGGAAGUAUACCGUGGAUGGCACCCGAAGUCUCGACCGACAACCUCCUCACGGAGAAGGUCGACGUGUACGCGAUCGGCAUCAUCAUUUUCGAAUGCUUGACGAGCGAAAUGCCGUACCCCGCGAUUCCGAUUCAAGGCAUCCCGCACCUCGUCGCCAAGGGCCGGCGCCCGACCGAUUACGCCAAACUGGAAAACAUCCCGUCCGAGCUCGACGGUCUUGUGGCCCUCAUGAAGGCAUGCUGGGCGCCGAGCCCAGCCGACCGCCCCGACUUUGAUUUGAUUGUCGACACCAUCGAGCUCCACGUGUGUCCUGCCUUUUUCAAGGAUGCUACCAUGGCCGACGCGAUCGUCUACCCGCGGGACCGCAAUCAGUCGCAGAGCCAGAAAGAGCAAGACAUUCUUAUGGCCAAUUUGUGCUUCAACAUUAAGGAGUCCGAGCUCGUGCUCGGUACCAAGAUUGGCGGCGGCAGCUACGGCGCCGUGUACGCAGGCAAGUGGCUCGGCACGGACGUGGCCAUCAAACAGCUAUUCCUUAAUGCGCUCGGCGAGAAAGUGCUCAAGGAUUUCCACAAAGAAUGCGACCUCAUGCGUCAAUUGCGCCAUCCCAACAUCGUGCUCUUCCUCGGCAGCAGCGCGCAGCCGCCGAAUCUCUUCCUCGUGACGGAGCUCCUCGCCAAAGGCAGCCUCUUUGACAUUUACCACGCCGAGAGCCGCAUCGAGGAUGCUAGCAAGCACUACAAGCGCGUACUGCAGGCGGCCGCGGACAUGGCACGGGGCAUGGCCUACCUGCACAGCUUGUCACCGCCGCUGAUCCACCGCGACAUGAAGAGCCCCAACAUUAUGGUCGAUUCGCACUGGGUGGCCAAGAUUGGUGACUUUGGCCUCUCGCGCAUCAAGGACGAGACCAAGACGAUGACCAAGUGCGGGAGCCCGCUCUGGGUCGCGCCCGAGAUCCUGCAGGGCCACCGCUUUGCCGAGGGCUGCGACAUCUUUAGCUUUGGCAUCAUUGUGUGGGAGGUCGUCUCGUGGAGCGAGCCGUAUCCGGACAUGAGUUCCAAGGACGUGAUGCGCAAUGUUGCGAUGAACGGGCUGCGCCCAGCGAUUCCCGAGAGCUGCCCGCCCGACCUUGGCCUCCUCCUCGGCCAGUGCUGGCGCAACGAACCUGACGACCGUCCAUCGUUUGCGGUGAUUCUCGACCGCCUCACAAGCAUGCAGCGGGUGCUGUCUCGCGACAUCUAACUCUUCAAACAGCC